Molecule: messenger RNA, 1091 nt
Organism: Neltuma alba
Lineage: Eukaryota; Viridiplantae; Streptophyta; Magnoliopsida; Fabales; Fabaceae
Product: osmotin-like protein
Exons: 1
Coding region: 60-812 (250 amino acids)
Source: RefSeq, a predicted model, not a curated record
AGCUCUUCUCUCUAUAAAAUGAACCAACCCGCCUCUCUGAUAAUCCCCACACUCCAAGCAUGGCUUCUCCUUCCUUCACACGCUGCCUUUCACUUGCCAUAGCUUCCUUCUUCAUCCUCACUACUCUCACUGACGCCACCAUCUUAACCCUUGUCAACAACUGCAAGUUCACCAUUUGGCCCGCCAUCCAACCCAACGCCGGCCACCCCGUUCUCUCUCGCGGCGGCUUCGUUCUCCAGUCUCUCACUCACAUCUCCAUCCCCGUACCGGACCGACACUGGUCGGGUCGGGUCUGGGCUAGAACAGGCUGUAGCUAUUCCGGUAACCAGUUCCUCUGCGCCACCGGCGACUGCGGCGGUCGCCUCGAGUGCAACGGCGCUGGCGGCGCAGCUCCCGCUUCUCUGGCUCAGUUCAGCAUCCACCAUGGUGCGAACGACUACUCCUCCUACGGCGUCAGCCUCGUGGACGGCUUCAACGUCCCCAUGACGGUGACCCCGCACGAAGGUAAAGGCGUGUGUCCCGUGGUGGGUUGCCGUGUGGAUCUGCUUGCGACGUGUCCUCCGGUGUUGCAGCACCGUGUGCCGCAGGGUCACGGUCCGGUGGUGGCGUGUAAGAGUGGGUGCGAGGCUUUUAGGACGGACGAGCUGUGCUGCAGGAACCAUUACAACAGCCCACAGAUGUGUAAGCCUUCGACUUACUCUGAGUUCUUCAAGCAUGCGUGUCCUGCGACCUUCACUUAUGCUCAUGACAACCCUUCGCUGAUGCACGAGUGUUCUUCCCCAAGGGAGCUCAAGGUGAUAUUCUGCCAUUAGAGGGUUAGGGAUGUUUGAUAAUGAAUGUAACUUCUUCGGGUGUCCCUACAUCUGGGCUCAUUUGAAUAAGAAAUGUAAGCGGGCUCGUAAUCCUCUAGUUUUUUUUAAUUAAUGGUCAAAUGAACGUAAUCUUUGUCUUUGAUCUGCUGCGUUCCAGUUCCUUGUGGUUUCCGCUGCUGCUGUUGUUUGUUCUGGGUGCUCAGCUGAACACUUGAGUCAGAGAUGUGGCCCCGAAAUUUUGCUUCGGGGGGCGAAAUCUUAAUAAAUUACAUAACUUGA